Lolium perenne is the source of this 1012-nucleotide messenger RNA. Its product is annotated as fasciclin-like arabinogalactan protein 7. Gene Ontology annotation, biological process: plant-type secondary cell wall biogenesis. The record is from RefSeq and is a predicted model, not a curated record. NCBI's taxonomy places the organism in Eukaryota, Viridiplantae, Streptophyta, Magnoliopsida, Poales, Poaceae. Gene Ontology annotation, cellular component: plasma membrane.
UCAGUAUUGAGGUGCAGCUGCUGAUCAUCUGCAUUUCAGCAAACUCGUGUAGUGCAAAACACGAUUUGUGCAGAAAUGGAGUUCAAAGCGGCCGUCCUCGUGAGCACACUGCUCUGCCUCGCGCUCUCCCACGGGGCACUGUCCCAGAGGCCGAGGGCACCGAUCGUGGAGACCCCGGCACCCGCGCCGGCGCCGGCCUACGUCGACCUCGCCGAACUGCUCUCCCUCGCCGGGCCCUACGGGACGUUCCUCGACUACCUCACCAAGACCGACGUGAUCAAGACCUUCCAGAGCCAGGCCAACGACACCAAGCAGGGAAUCAGCGUCUUCGCGCCGCUGGACUCGGCCUUCGCGGCCGUCGACAGCGGUGCGCUUUCCAACCUCACGAACGACCAGCUUCGGUCGCUCAUGCUGCACCACGCCAUGCCCAGGUACUACCCGCUCUCGGCCUUCUCCAAGCUGGCCGCGGCGAGCCCGGUGCCCAUGUUCGCGUACAAGGUGAACGUCACCGACCACGCCGGCAUCAUCGGUGUCGCGUCGGGCUGGGCCACCGCGAAGCUCGUCAGCAGCGUCUACUCCACGUCGCCGGUCGCGGUGUAUGCGCUCGACACCGUGCUGCUGCCCAAGGAGGUCUUCCCGACCGCCCCGGAGGUAACGCCCGUGGCCGCGCCGGCGCCGGCGCCGGGGCGUGGGGGCAAGCCGAUGGACGACGCGCCCGCCGCCGGAGGGCGUGGAUCCAAGGCCAAUGUCGGUGACAAGGGUUCGUCGUGCCGGAUUGGCGGUGGGCGCCUUCUGGUCGGCUAUGUUGUUAUGAUGGUCUGUGGGUUUUUGAUGAUCUAGUAGGUCGAUAAUCCCUUGCAUGCAUUGGCACGUGCUGGGUUUUAUUUCGUUAUUAUGGUAAAAAGUGUUCGUUGAUUCGUUUAUUCCUUCGCCGAAAUGGCCACACAUCGCAAUGUAUUCAUCCGCAGCUUGUAAUUCUAGACUAGUAUAAUAAACAUGAUCCUUACAGUUA